AGAGUGAGGACGAGUACAGCGACGAUGACGACAUGAGCUGGAAGGUGCGCCGAGCAGCAGCCAAGUGCAUGGCCGCCCUGAUCAGCUCUCGGCCGGACCUCUUGCCCGACUUCCACUGUACUCUGGCACCAGCACUCAUCCGCCGCUUCAAGGAACGGGAGGAGAACGUCAAGGCAGACAUCUUCGGGGCUUACAUCAAGUUGCUGCGACAUACACGGCCCCCAAAGGGAUGGCUAGAGGCCGUGGAGGAGCCCACCCAGACAGGCAGCAACCUCAACAUGCUGCGGGCACAGGUACCCCUAGUGAUAAAGGCCCUGCAGCGGCAACUUAAGGAUCGGAAUGUUCGGACCCGCCAGGGCUGCUUCUACCUCCUCACCGAGCUGGCAGGCGUCCUCCCUGGCAGCCUGGCAGAGCACAUGCCAGUGCUGGUUUCAGGCAUCGUCUUUUCGCUGGCUGACCACUCCAGCUCCUCCACCAUUCGGAUGGAUGCCCUGGCCUUCCUACAGGGGCUUCUGGGUACGGAGCCAGCUGAGGCCUUCCACCCACACCUGCCCACCCUCCUACCACCUGUGAUGUCCUGCGUGGCUGACCCUUUCUACAAGGUGGCAGCUGAGGCCUUACUGGUGCUCCAGGAGUUGGUGCGGACCCUGUGGCCACUGGAUAGCCCUCGGCUGCUGGACCCCGAGCCAUACGUUGGAGAGAUGUCCACAGCUACCCUGGCACGACUCCGUGCUACUGACCUAGACCAGGAGGUGAAGGAACGGGCCAUCUCUUGUGUGGGCCACCUUGUGGGUCACCUUGGUGACCGGCUUGGGGAUGACCUAGAGCCCACGCUUAUGCUUCUCUUGGACCGCCUACGGAAUGAGAUCACCCGGUUGCCAGCUGUCAAGGCGCUGACCCUGGUGGCUGUGUCCCCAUUGCGACUUGACCUGCAGCCCAUCCUGGCCGAGGCACUGCCUAUCCUGGCUUCAUUUCUGCGCAAAAAUCAGCGGGCACUGCGGCUGGCCACGCUGGCUGCCCUGGAUGCUCUGGCUCAGAGUCAAGGCCUCGGCCUGCCUCCGCCUGCUGUGCGGGCUGUGCUGGCUGAGCUGCCGGCUCUGGUCAGCGAGAACGAUAUGCAUGUGGCCCAGCUGGCCGUCGACUUCCUCGCCACUGUGACCCAGGCCCAGCCCUCCUCUCUGGUGGAAGUCAGCGGACCUGUUCUGGAGGAGCUAAUGCAGUUGCUGCACUCACCCUUGCUGCCUGCUGGGGUGCUGGCAGCCACUGAAGGCUUCCUACAGGCGCUGGUGGGCACCCGCCCUCCGUGUGUGGAGUAUGCUGAGCUCAUUAGCCUGCUCACUGCACCCGUUUAUAACCAGGCUGAGGAUGGAGGACCCGGCCUGCACAAACAGGUGUUCCACUCCCUGGCCCGGUGUGUGGCUGCCCUCUCAGCUGCCUGCCCCCAGGAGGCGGCGGGCACUGCCAGCCGCCUGGUCUGUGAUGCCAGGUCGCCCCACUCAAGCACUGGGGUCAAAGUCUUGGCAUUCCUGUCACUGGCUGAGGUGGGCCAGGUGGCUGGGCCAGGCCCCCAGAGAGAGCUGAAGACCGUGCUUCUGGAAGCCUUGGGAUCUCCCAGUGAGGACGUGAGGGCUGCAGCCGCGUAUGCCCUGGGCCGUGUGGGUGCUGGCAACCUGCCUGACUUUCUGCCCUUCCUGCUGGCACAGAUUGAGGCCGAGCCCCGGCGACAGUACCUGCUGUUGCAUUCACUCAGGGAGGCCCUGGGGGCCGCCCAGCCUGACAACCUGAAGCCCUAUGUUGAGGAUGUCUGGGCACUGCUCUUUCAGCGCUGUGAGAACCCCGAGGAAGGCACUCGGUGUGUGGUGGCUGAGUGCAUCGGGAAGCUAGUGUUUGUGAACCCUCCCUUCCUCCUGCCUCGAUUCCGGAAACAGCUUGCUGCAGGUAAGCCAUACACCCGGAGCACGGUCAUCACUGCAGUCAAGUUCCUCAUCUCAGACCAGCCACACCCCAUUGACCCCCUCCUGAAGAGCUACAUUGCAGAGUUCAUGGAAAGCCUGCAGGACCCAGACCUGAACGUGCGCCGGGCCACACUCACUUUCUUCAACUCAGCUGUGCACAAUAAGCCGUCAUUGGUCCGGGACCUGUUGGAUGACAUCCUACCCCUCCUCUACCAGGAGACCAAGAUCCGCCGGGACCUCAUCCGAGAGGUGGAGAUGGGGCCCUUCAAGCAUACAGUAGAUGAUGGGCUAGACGUGAGGAAGGCAGCCUUCGAGUGCAUGUACUCGCUGCUGGAGAGCUGCCUGGGCCAGCUGGACAUCUGCGAGUUUCUGAACCACGUGGAGGACGGGCUGAAGGACCACUAUGACAUCCGAAUGCUGACCUUCAUCAUGCUGGCCCGGCUGGCCACCCUUUGUCCUGCACCUGUCCUGCAGAGGGUAGACCGGCUCAUCGAGCCACUCAAAGCCACCUGUACUGCCAAGGUCAAGGCUGGUUCUGUGAAGCAGGAGCUGGAGAAGCAGGAUGAGUUGAAGCGCUCAGCAAUGCGGGCAGUGGCUGCCCUGCUGACCAACCCUGAGGUACGGAAGAGCCCCAGUAUGGCCGAUUUCUCUACCCAGAUCCGAUCCAACCCAGAACUCACCACCCUCUUCGAGAGCAUCCAGAAAGAUUCAGCCUCUGGUCCCAGCAUGGAUUCUAUGGAACUCAGUUAGCUGUCCCCAACACGAGCCUCCCUCUCCCACGCCCAUAGGCCUUGGCCUCUCCUGCCCUUCCCAGUCAGCCUCAGUGCCUUUGUUAGGGCCCCUUCUCACAGGCCUCAGCCCCAGUGCCAGAGCUGGGCCCGUUAACUCAGGACAGUCAUUCACAGAUGGGGUAAUGGUCCACCCCAUUUACACUUGACACUGCUCCUCUCCACUUGUUUAGAAGCCAGCAUUGGAUUAUAGGAGUUGUCUUCCUGCUUGAUUUACUCUGGACUCCAAAUGUCAGAGAUCGGUGCCCUGGCCAAGAGUAGGGCUGUGUAGAGCCCAGGGAAGCUCUGGGCCUGGGCCCAGGAGACCCAGUUUAUGCUUCCUAAAACUCAGAACACCUCAUUUCUAAGAAUUGUUUCCAGGGAAGAUGGCAUGGAUCACUAGACAGGCUUGGGCCUGCCGUGUGAACCAUCUCUAACCUCACCACCAAGGCGUGUAACAGUUUGUGUUCUUCCCAAGGUGUGUAGUGGUUAGUACUGAAAGUCCAAAUCUCAAUGACAGACACCCCCCCACCCCCCAAGCAGCGGUUUGUGUAGCCAGGCUGUUGUGGAACUCACUCUGUAGACCAGGCUGGCCUAGAGAUCCCUCUACUUCUGCCUGGGAUUAAAGGCUGGCUGAGGUCGGUUUGUGAUCUGAAUAAAGAACAGAUUUAACAUUCUCA
Molecule: messenger RNA, 3402 nt
Organism: Peromyscus maniculatus bairdii (prairie deer mouse)
Lineage: Eukaryota; Metazoa; Chordata; Mammalia; Rodentia; Cricetidae
Source: RefSeq, a predicted model, not a curated record